AACCAGAAAUCAUCAGAUCGAUUGCCUCAGCUCUGCGUUUCGUUAACAACUCUCAAUUACUGUGAAUCCAAACUAAUUGGUAUAAUGGAAUCGAACCAAGCCCCGCAGGGCCUUAUGGGCUCUAACGACAACAUUCAAAGAACUCAGUACCCAUAUGUGACUGGUACAUCUGUAGUAGCUUUGAAGUACAAAGAUGGGAUUUUGAUGGCUGCUGACAUGGGAGGUUCCUAUGGGUCCACAUUGCGAUACAAGACUGUGGAUCGGUUGAAGCCAGUUGGGAAGCAUUCUCUUCUUGGUGCAAGUGGAGAAAUAAGUGAUUUCCAGGAGAUUUUGCGUUAUCUUGAUGAGCUUAUCCUGUAUGACAAUAUGUGGGAUGAUGGGAACUCUUUGGGGCCUAAAGAAGUGCACAACUAUUUAACCAGGGUAAUGUAUAACAGGCGUAACAAGUUUGACCCUCUGUGGAAUUCGCUCGUGCUUGGUGGAGUGAAAAAAGGACAGAAGUAUCUUGGGAUGGUCUCAAUGAUUGGGGUCAACUUCGAGGAUAACCAUGUAGCAACUGGGUUUGGGAAUCACCUUGCUAGACCAAUUCUUCGCGAUGAGUGGCACGAGAACUUGAGCUUUGAAGAUGGUGUCAAGUUACUUGAAAAGUGCAUGCGUGUGCUCCUCUAUCGUGAUAGAUCUGCUGUCAAUAAGUUGCAGAUUGCUAAGAUCACUGAAGAAGGUGUGACAAUAUCCCAGCCCUACUCACUGAAGACCUUCUGGGGAUUUUCUGCUUUUGAAAAUCCAACAGUGGGUGCUGAGGGAUCAUGGUAACUGACGUGGGAUAAGUUUCUUUGAAAUUUCUUUCCCUGUAUCGCUUAUGGAGUUGAACAAAACAUUAUUAGGAAUUAUGCAUGUUUACUUUUGUUUAAAGUGGUCUUUCUAAGCUGUGAUAUGUCCUAUGACAGACCAAAGCCUCUGAUUGUGAAAUCCUGGCUUUUCCUGAGAACAAGGGAUAUUAUGAUAUCUUUUAAAACAUUAAUGCACACCUCCUCUUUCUUGGCUUUGGCC
Pistacia vera is the source of this 1050-nucleotide messenger RNA. RefSeq names its product proteasome subunit beta type-4. Bases 85 to 813 code for a protein of 242 amino acids. Gene Ontology annotation, cellular component: proteasome core complex, beta-subunit complex; nucleus; proteasome core complex. NCBI's taxonomy places the organism in Eukaryota, Viridiplantae, Streptophyta, Magnoliopsida, Sapindales, Anacardiaceae. The record is from RefSeq and is a predicted model, not a curated record. The transcript is spliced from 7 exons.